CCUUGGUUACUAAGCUACAAAAAGGGGAAUUGUGUCUUGAAAGCUUGUCGUCUGCUUCUAAAGGACGGUUACCGUUUCAUCGUGUUUAUUGUUCGAGACAACUAAACUAAUACAGGAUGAGUCUUUCAGAAGUUUUUCGUCCGAAUACAGGACCCGCUGGACUAGUUGUUCGCGAUAACAUAUCUAACGGUGUACCAGUUGCCAGUGAUAGUUUUUUACGGCAGCGUCCAGCAACGCAAGGAGGAAAUCGUUUUGGUCAACUUAGUCGUAGUCAGUUCUUCACCAGACACAACCCUCAUCCUAGUCGAGUUAGACAUUUUAAAGGUUUAUUAGAUGUGCCAAUAUGUUCAGUGAACGAUGAUGGAAUAUUUGCUUCUCCAAAAUAUAGUCUACCAUUUCCGCCGAACAAUUAUAACUCAACAAAAAUAAGCAAAUGGAAUGGGCGUAUACCCGUUAAUUCACUUAACGUAGAUUCUCAACGUCAUUCAACAAAUACUGUGGCCGGAUUAAAUUACUUCACUGGAUUAAAUAGUUAUCCAUUUAGAGAGAAAGCAGUGCCCAAAGUCGGACUAGUGCCCGUGACAGAAUCUUGGAGAGACCAGUUAAAGAUGUUUACUGAUCAACUAAAUGGUGAUGAUAAUGUAGUAGGUGUUAAACGUGAAGAAGAUAGACCAAGAACAACUAUGUAUUCUAGAGACACUGGUCGUAUUAUCCCUCCUCCGUCUAGAGCAAUGUCACGCCAUGCCUCCAGAAGAGGCCAAAGAACACCCUUUGCUGGCGGCUUUCAACACAUUUCUUCAGAUCCAGAUAUCGAAAAUAUGGUAUUGACCAUGUUAUGUCAGAUAUUACAAACAGAAGAUACUAAUGCUGUACAAGCCUGGUUAUGUUCUGCUGGUGAACGGGAAAAAGCGAUUGUUAUGGAUUUAAUAAAAGCAGCAAUGGUGGGAAAAGAAGAAUAUUACGGUCAACAACAACCUGUACAGAUAUUUGAAGAAGAUCCAGCUAAAUCAUUUUUACCGCCAAUAAAUGAGGGUAAUGGUCUAAUUAAUGGUGAUGCUAGACUCGCAGGAACACAGAGUAAAAUAGAUAGAUUAAUAGUAGAAAAUGGUGACGAAAACCAGAAAUGGUCUCCAAGUAAAUUACAAAGAGCAGACGAUAUUUUAGAAAUGCCUGCCGGAAUACAUCCACCACUGGCUUCAAAACCAAUUGUUACAGAUACCGACGAUAACAAUGGUGUACAACCACCGUCUACUGAAGUGUUUCGACCAGCUACACAGGGUCCACAAUGUCAGUUCCAACCAUUAGAAGCCCAGCUUCCAACUGGUGACAUGAUGAACACCAACAGUACAUCACAACCUACAGGAACAUGGAAUCCUUUUAAUUCAGUCAGCCAGAACACAUUUUAGAAAUAUAAUUGCUUCAGCUUUUUAACUGAAUCUAAACCCAUUUGCUUGUCUUCGUCACAGAAAAUAUUUCUCAUGGUUAAAUCAGAUGUGUUUUCAUAGUGCAGUGGAUUUAUGUUUUUUAAUAAAAGAAGUAUAAUUAUCUUAACUACUUUCAAUAAAAAUAAUUAGGCACAUUUCCAACUUUAAAAUGUUUUAGGUUUGAUAUAAAAUCUUUAGGGAUUGAGGAACACAUUAAACAGAACACAAUUUGUAUGGGAGAUUAAUCACCGGUUUAAUUCUAAAGUCACCUCCUUUCAACAAGUAUCCCAUUAUUGUUAUAACCGGAUACUUGCCGAAGCAUCCUGCUUUUAUAACCUCAGUGCUUUUAGAAUAAAACCAAUGAUUGGUCUUCCUGUUUAAGAUUAGAUAUAAUAAAAGGCAUUAUGAUUAAAAUCAGAUUUUUAUUAGGUUAGGUCAGGGGUAUAGAUCGUGUGAAUUUCUUGACUUAACAAAUUGUCUAUGUAUGUAAACAGGAGUGGUAAUUUAUGGGAAAGCAUGGUCUAUGUAUUAAGUGUAUGAUUCUAAGUGACAAUCAAAAAUAACCUGAACGAAAUUGUAACGAUUUUAAUUAAGGGCAUUUAAUAAUUCAAAAUAGAUUCUUUUCAGAAUAAUCAAUCUACUUUGUGUACUGUAAACAUUGUUAUUUGUGUAUAUUUGAAGUGUUGUGUAUAUAUAUAUAAUAGUUUUAUUUAUUACCAUCCAGUAUUUGUUGUAAAAGAGUUUUUUUUGUAUAGAUAUCAUUAAUAAAAGUUUGUGAUAUCUGAAAGUACACAUCAUUCAUGGAUUAUUAUAUUUACUUGUAUAAUAACUACAUAAUACUAUUUCUUAUAUCAUCCUUUUAAUAUGUUUGCUGUUUACUAGUCUCCGACUAAAAUAAAUUCCUGAACAUUAACAAAUUUGUAUUUUAUUCGUUUGUGAAAAUUGAUAUCCCUUUGCCUGUGUACUUGUAUAUAAUGUAUAUAUUAACCUGUUCCUUGCUAAAUCAUUGUUGUAAAUAGAUUUAUACAUAUCAUGCAUAAAGCUUUUGUGAGAA
This is a messenger RNA of Patella vulgata (common limpet), 2478 nucleotides long. Its product is annotated as protein TBATA. The coding region runs from base 117 to 1406 and encodes 429 amino acids. The transcript has 8 exons. The record is from RefSeq and is a predicted model, not a curated record. Lineage: Eukaryota; Metazoa; Mollusca; Gastropoda; Patellidae.